This is a messenger RNA of Phlebotomus argentipes, 4659 nucleotides long. RefSeq names its product vitellogenin-2 (gene cv-d). NCBI's taxonomy places the organism in Eukaryota, Metazoa, Arthropoda, Insecta, Diptera, Psychodidae. Gene Ontology annotation, biological process: lipid transport. The record is from RefSeq and is a predicted model, not a curated record. Gene Ontology annotation, molecular function: lipid carrier activity. The transcript is spliced from 11 exons. Bases 319 to 4650 code for a protein of 1443 amino acids.
AAGUGCAAGAGUACAGCCAGAGAGAUUAUUGAGAAUAUUGCAUGACGCGUUGAGGAAGCAAAAAGAGAGAAGACAGUCAGUUGAUUUCUGCUGAAAGGUUCAAAUGGGGCGAUAGCCUUUUUCCCCAGAUUUAUCACGAAAUUCAACAGCUUAUCACGUGUUCCAUUGUACUGGGUGAGAGUGAAGGAAUAUUGUGUGCUCGGGAGUGGAAUUUCGUGAAUGCCUUCACUCAGUCUGUGUGUGUCCGUUGACGGGAAGUGAGCUUGAAAAUUCCUAGUGAGUGAUUUAGUUCUGUGCACAAGUGCAGAGAGUGAGGACAUGGCCUCUUCUCGCCUCAAUUAUUUAUUGUUUAUUUAUAUUUCGCAUCUGGGAUGGUCUGAGGCAUUCAACUUGUUCCAGCCGAACAGAGUGUACGUGUACAACUUCACAGGAAGCGUCCAAGUUGGUGCCAGAGAGAGCAACAGUGAUCACAAUGCCAAUCCGACUUGGUGGCGCAUCACUGGACUCUUCCAGAUGCAGAGAAUCGACUCCACAACUCUGGCGGCCUGGAUUACGCCACAUGGAGAAGUGAAUAUCUUCCCGCCAAAACACGCUGACCCCAAGCGAAUGUGGAUGUCGGACGAAUUGCGGGCACCGUUUAAGAUAAUCAUUGCCAACAAUGGUGCUAUCAACUAUGUGGCCGUGAAUGCAAAGGAGAAAGCAUGGACGUCGAAUUUCAAACGCGCCUUUGCGUCCACAUUUCAGCUGCAGGUGGAGAAGAGUGGCCUCUUCACCAUGAACGAGGGUGGCUUGCAUGGCUUCUGCAGCACCAGCUAUCUCGUCACGAAUCGCACGACGCACUGGCAGGUGCGCAAGACGGUGGACUUGAACUCCUGCUCGCCGCACGGCAAGGGAAUCCACCAUUCCAGGAUCAAUGUGCCGAACGUGCCGUGCCUGGACAAGACUGAGCGCAAGGUUGUGGUGAGCAAUGAGGGAUCGUACGAGCUCCGGCCCAACAAGAAUUCGGGUGUGUUUGUGUCCAAAGCCACCAUGAAGGGCGUCACGCUGGUGAAUAUCUUCGAGUCCACAGGAUCUGCACAGUACAUAAAUUCAGAGCUCGAAGUGAACUUUGUGAAGGAGCGAAUGCAUCCCAAGGAAGUGUCUCUGGAUGUGGACAAACUCCUCCUCACGUCGCUCGAGUACGUGAAUCACAACAAAGAUCCCACUGCCGGCAGAAACACCGCCACGGAUGAUCACCAGAUUCGUCAGGUUGUCUAUCUCCUCAACUACCUCACCGAUGCACUGGACGCCGCUGAGGUGGACUUCGAAGAUCCCAUCGACAGUCAUGUGGCAGAGACUUUCCGUGUGAUUGGCUUCAUGGAAUUCGAGGCGCUGGAGAAGCUGUUCAAGGAAAUCGACAUCGGCACAUCGUAUCGCCAGGAGACGAUCAGGAAUCUCUUCUUUGAGUUCGUGUCGCGCGUGGGCACCAGAGCUUCUGUCCUCCUCACACGUGAUCUCGUGGUGAAGAAGAGCGUGAAGCCAACAACAGCUGUGCAGCUCCUCAUGGCGCUGCCCUUUCACAUUGACGAGAUGAGUCAGGAUCUCGCGCGGGAGUGCGAAAUCCUCCUGUCUCUCGGCUCUGAUCGCCCAGAUGUGAAGCAAGCGGCAGUGCUGAGCUACGCCACACUCAUUCAUCACACUUUCGUGGGCGGGAAGAUGACUGUGGAUGUCUUUGAACGAUACGUGAAGAAGUACUUUGAUCUCUUCUUCAACAGUCCAGACUAUGAGCAGCAGAUGCUGUACCUCUUGGCCCUGACCAACCUGGAAUUGGGCAAUGUUGUGGAGUAUCUGGAGCCCAUUGUCAAGGGAGAUUACCCUCAGAAUACAGACAUUCGCUUCCUGGCAAUCUGGUCGACGCUGUCAUUGGCACAUGUGCGACCGGAGAAGACUUAUGAGCUGUACUGGCCAAUCUUGGAGUCCAGAGACGCUCCGCUGCAGCUACGAGUGGCGGCUCUAAUGCAACUCCUCAUGUCCAAACCCUCUCCAGCACGUCUCAUGAGCAUCCACGAGUAUAUGCUGUCCGACAAUUGUCCACACUUGAGGAAUUUCUACAGAACGACAAUCUUGGGACUCAAGAAAACCACGCAUCCGUGCUACGAAAACAUGAAGGACAUGAUGGGAUUCCUCUCUCGCCAUCUUCCGCUGGAAUCGACUAAGAAAUACUGGACAGGAAAUUACAUGGACGGAACAGUUCAUCAGUCAGCUAUUGGCAUUGGAAUUCAGUCUCUCCUGAUUGCUGACGAUAAGACUGACAUUCCCGAGGUGGUUUAUCUGCGUCUGGAUACAGAAUCACUGAGAAAGUAUACUGGGAAAUUCUCUGUUUUCGUCAAAAUCCGCGGCUUGGCUGAGUUGAUAGAGAAGAUCGCCCUUCCGAUUGAGGAGAUUGAUGGCCUGCGGAGCAUUCUGAAUGGCAUGAGACUUCAUCCAGUGCCACAAACUCCGCUGCAUCUGGAAUUCGUGCUGAAUGUGGAGGGAAAAGCAGUGCUUUCUUACUACAUCAAUCAAACCACAAUUAUGAACAUCACGGAGGGAGACAUCAUCACUAGGUUGCAGACACUCAUCAUGGGUGAGACGCACAUCAAUAUGCAGACUAUCAGAUGGCCUUUCAUGAACAGAUACUCAGUGCCGACGGUUCUUGGCACGCCGGCUGAGGUUGUGAUUGAGAGCACAGUGGCCACAGCGGUGCGAGGCAACAUCACCUUUCCCAACCACAUGAGCUCCACGAUGAGAAAUCACCAGAUCGACAUGAGAUAUUCGUCUUACUCCACUUGCUUGUCGCGAAGCUACAAUCCCUUCCUGAACUAUGAGCAUCAAGUGCAGCAGGAUCAGGGCUUCUUGGGAUUCAAGCCCAUUAACAGCGAACUCAGUCUGAACAUGGUCACCGGCGGGAUGUCCAUCAGCUUCAUCCGCCCAAAGCAAACAACCAGCGGCUUCGCCCUCAAAUCGAGGAUCAGUGUCAACAUCAGGGAAUUCCUCUUGCUGGACACAGACACGAAGCCCGCCAAUCCGUUUGUGUUCGUGGAGUCUGAGGAUGACAAAUCUGUGUCUGUUCUGGACUGGGACAUCGCGGAUCUGGGCACGAGGAUGCAAGUGUCGGUGGGAAUGAAGAAAAUCGUGCCGAGCAUGUUUGACUUCACGAACAUCCUUUCGCCGGAGAAUGGAAAUGUGCCCCAAUUUGCUGGUCAAGCUCUGCAGACGGCAAAUAUCCUGCAAGUGAUCACCACUCAUUUGGGAAAUUACAAAAACAUAAAGUGGCUGGUGAAGAAUGAACAGGACUCCAAGAUCCUCCUGACACUGAAUCUUAACCACGAUGAUGGGAAUCCCGAUUUAUUUGCCAAGAAUUUGAACAUGGAGUUAAUGCACACGAGCGAUUUGGUGAAUCGAAAUGCCACGCCAACGCACAGAUGGAGCGCCGUGGUCAGGCUGAUGACGACCAAGAGCACGGGGAAGCACACAAUUCAGGCAUCCUUGACGCGCAUCUCCAACUUGCAGGAUUGGCGGCUCUGUCUCGAAGGCUACUACGUUCCUCUGGUUUACGCCCAAUCGCCGGGCAGUUUUAAGACGACUGCGACUUUUGGCCAGAUUACUGAAGGCUCGAAGAGUCGCUGUCCGCAGAACAAGUCUGUGAUCUCCGUUACCGGGUCAUUCGAUGUGGAUGAUAGCACGAAGAAGAGCCUGCAAGCGCUGCAGAAUGAUGAGCAAUGUCCUGGGAAUCUUGUCAAAUUCACGCCGCCGAUGCUGUUGCUGCAGUGCAAAGAUCGCUUCUCGCCAUUCACGAAGAUAACGGAUCUGUCGCUGCAGAUCAAGCCAAACAGAAUGCCUUCCUGGUACAACGACGGAGUGGCGCGGCUGCAGCAUCUCUACUCCACAUUCAUGUCCUACCCGGACACCAGCACCAAGGAAUGGGCGAAGGGAAUGGACGUGAAGGUGACGAUGCCGCCGGCACGCGGUCAGACAGUCAAAGUGGACGUGAAUGGCGCGCAUCUGGGCUCCCUGGCGCACUUCUCGCCUUUCUACCGGAACACCAACGACAUCAAGUACAAUCAGUGGGACACGAGGCUCAUUACUUACGGCAUCUACAAGACGUGCAGCGUGGCCGGUGGGACGUUGCACACGUUCGCGGAGAGUCAAGUGGAGCUCAGCAAGAUGAUUGUGGAGCGCAACAAGAAGCCUUGCGCUCUACUCCUGGCUGCCGAUUGCACGUCUAAGACGAGCUUCGCUGUCUUCCUGCAGCCCAUCGCCGGAUCAGGAUUGGCUGAGAAGUUUGCCAUAAAGUAUUUCGUUGGUCAGACCAGUGUCGCCUACUCGCCGGACGAUCCCGAGCACGUGGUCGUGAACAAUCCGCUCGUGACGGGCGGAGAUCUACGAAUGCCCAUCAGGAAUCUCACUCUGACCCGAGAGAAUCACGCAACGAAGCAUCUCUGGAUUCACGUGACUCCGGAAGAUAUUCUGGAGAUAAGCGACGGCGUUUUCUUCAAGGGCCUUCAAUUUGAUCGCAAAAACCUCCUGCAGAUGAGCACAUCAUUUAACUUGCGGAGCAAAGUGUGCGGCUUGUGCAAUCCUGAGUCGAAGUCCUCCGCAGAUUCGUACAGCUACUGCUUCAAGUCAUAACACGCUCUC